AUGAUCCUCGAAGAUAGGGAGCAUUGCGGCCGUCUUUUUGAAGUUGGCGACCAUUUGGUGAAGGCAAUCAUUGAAGAUGAUCCGCAUAAAACAACACGAGAGGUUGCUCAAGAACUAGGCAUUGGCAAUUCAACAGUCGUCCGCCAUUUGGAAAAAUAUUGGAAGUGUGAAAAAGUUGAAGUAGUGGGUGUCGCACGAAUUGAGCGAGCCCCAGAGAAGCCGCCGUUUUGA
This is a messenger RNA of Necator americanus (New World hookworm), 231 nucleotides long. RefSeq lists its product as uncharacterized. The record is from RefSeq and is a predicted model, not a curated record. The transcript has a single exon. Lineage: Eukaryota; Metazoa; Nematoda; Chromadorea; Rhabditida; Ancylostomatidae. Bases 1 to 231 code for a protein of 76 amino acids.